Molecule: messenger RNA, 737 nt
Organism: Trichoderma harzianum CBS 226.95
Lineage: Eukaryota; Fungi; Ascomycota; Sordariomycetes; Hypocreales; Hypocreaceae
Exons: 4
Coding region: 144-716 (190 amino acids)
Cellular component (GO): intracellular membrane-bounded organelle; cytosol; membrane
Molecular function (GO): calcium ion binding
Source: RefSeq, a predicted model, not a curated record
UCGCCACGGCGCACCUCGUGACAUCCUACACCUCCCGCGGAGUUUGCCGCCCAUUCGUUCUCCAACCGUUCUCCUCCUAAGAAUCAAACGCCUACUCCUUUCCCGCUCAGUCCAACCUCUUUUUUAAUCGGCCCAGGAAAAAUAUGGGCAAAUCGCAGUCAAAGCUCUCACAGGAGCAGCUCGCCGAGCUCCAAAAGUCGACUCACUUUGAUAAGAAGGAGCUUCAGCAAUGGUACAAAGGUUUCCUGAAAGACUGCCCAUCGGGCAUGCUCUCCAAAGAGGAGUUUCAGAAGAUCUACCGGCAAUUUUUCCCAUUCGGAGACCCGAGUUCGUUUGCCGAUUAUGUUUUCAACGUGUUCGACAGCGAUAAGUCUGGUAGUAUAGACUUUAAAGAAUUCAUCUGUGCGCUGAGUGUUACCAGCCGGGGCAAGAUGGAAGACAAGCUGGACUGGGCGUUUCAACUGUACGACAUCGACGGCGACGGCAAGAUAAGUUACGACGAAAUGCUCCAGAUCGUCGAGGCAAUCUACAAAAUGGUUGGCUCCAUGGUUAAGCUUCCCGAGGAUGAAGACACACCCGAGAAGCGGGUUAAGAAGAUCUUCCGAAUGAUGGACAAGGAUGAGAACGGCAGCCUUGACAUGGAAGAAUUCAAAGAGGGAAGCAAACGGGACGAGACGAUUGUUUCAGCACUGUCUUUAUACGACGGGCUUGUGUAGAUUGUUUUAACGUUGCUCUUG